AUGGCUACUAACGGCUCUAUCAAUUUUGGCAAAAACUAUGCCGUUCUAAACCUAGACUGGAUUACGGUGCUUAUCGACGCCGUCGAGGACACCCCUGAAGGCCAAGCAUUGAUCGCAAACUACACCAAGUGGAACGAUGCCGUUCAUGCGAGUUCAUCACGUCCUCUAACCGUUUUCUCUACACUUUCCUUUUAUCCCGGCCAGCCUGAAGUCCAAUCCGGUAGUCCAUUUGCCAACCUCAUCGCCCCCUUCGGAGAGUUCAGACACGGUUCCCCCGAAACCCAAAUCCACAAGGCGUUCAACGUGGACAGUCAAGAUAAUGUUCUCCCAAAGACAAGGUGGUCCGCAACCACGGGAAGUGUGCUGGAGCAGAUCUUGCAGGCACAUGGCGUCAAGACGGUUGUCAUUUCUGGGGUGACCCUUUCCGGCGUGGUGAUGGCUACGAUUUAUCGGCUAUUUGAUUUGGACUAUAACGUCUAUGUUAUCAGGGAAAAUGUCUUAGAGUUACCAAUUGAGCAGCAUUCGGCAUUCGCGAGUGUAAUGCUCGAUAUGUUGCUGCCGAAGAUGGGCAUCAAAGUCAUCUCCGUGGAUGAGGCAAUCAAUGCUGUAAAUUCUUCUUAG
Molecule: messenger RNA, 621 nt
Organism: Aspergillus niger
Lineage: Eukaryota; Fungi; Ascomycota; Eurotiomycetes; Eurotiales; Aspergillaceae
Exons: 2
Coding region: 1-621 (206 amino acids)
Source: RefSeq, a predicted model, not a curated record